Molecule: messenger RNA, 2700 nt
Organism: Solanum verrucosum
Lineage: Eukaryota; Viridiplantae; Streptophyta; Magnoliopsida; Solanales; Solanaceae
Product: putative late blight resistance protein homolog R1B-17
Exons: 2
Coding region: 40-2700 (886 amino acids)
Biological process (GO): defense response to other organism
Molecular function (GO): ADP binding
Source: RefSeq, a predicted model, not a curated record
GCAGUAUACUAUUCUUCUUCAUCAAAUUAAUUCUCAGAAAUGGAUCCGUUUACGGCCGCUGCAUUAACCACGGCGGUGACAGCCACCGUGAGCCUUCUGGUGGAGAACUUGUCGCAUCUUAUAAGUUAUAAUUGGAAGUUGUAUACAGGAUUGAAGAAAUCGUGUGAAGAUUUGUUUGAUGAAGUGAAGCGAUUAAAUGCAUUCUUAGUCGAUAACGCGAAUCAGAGAAGCAAUAGUACACAAUGGGAGGUACUAGUCGAUAAAAUUCGACGUACAGUAUAUAAAGCAGAGGAUGUUGUUGAUAAAUUAUUGAUUCAGGCCAAGAUAGACCAAGAGAGUAGUAUAGCUAAAAAAUUGAUUCACAAAACUUACAAAAACAGGAAUUUUACAGAGGAAAUCAAUGAGAUACUUGAAGAGGUGAGGAAAAUCCUUGAUGAAAAUCAACAUUUGUUUGAGGCCAACCCAAUGAUUGAUCAUCAUGCUGAAAAAGUUGUCCAGGAGGAACAGGGUUCGUCAUUGGAAAAUCACGAAGUGGUUGGAUUUGAUGAGGAAGCAACAAAAGUGAUCAAUCGUCUGGUUGAAGGAGCAGAGUGUCUAGAUGUUAUCCCCGUUGUAGGAAUGCCAGGACUUGGUAAAACCACACUGGCAAGAAAAAUCUAUAAUGAUCCUAAGAUUUCGCGAGAAUUUUUCAGUUACAUUUGGGUUUUCAUCGGACAAUCAACGUGUGUAAAACGGGAUAUCCUUUUUAAUAUUCUGAAAGGGUUCACAAAUUCCUUUGAUGAAUUCAAAAACAGAAAUGAGGCAGACAUAACUCAGGAAAUACGUAAGCGUGUGGCUAAUGGAGGUAAAUGUCUCAUUGUCUUGGAUGAUGUGUGGGAUCCAAAUGUUGUAGAUUUUGUCAAGACAGUUUUCCCUGAUAAUAAAAAAGCCCACAGGAUCAUGAUGACCACUCGACACGAAGACAUUGCUAGAUCUGUCAAUAAAUAUCCCCACAAUCUGAAAUUUCUGGAUGGAGAUGAAAGUUUCCAGCUGCUAGAAAAGAGAGCUUUUGGCGUUAGCCGUUGUCCUGUUGAGUUAGUAGAACAUGGAGAAGCCAUUGUAGCAAAAUGUAGUGGAGUACCACUUACAAUUGUGGUAAUUGCAGGAGCUUUAAGAGGUCGUACGAGCGAAAUUGAUUGGAAAGUAGUUAGGGAAAAUGUAGGGAAACACCUUAUACAAGAAGACAAACUUCAGAGAUGUGUGAAUGUCGUGAGACUGAGUUACAAUCAUUUGCCACAAGAAAAAAAGGCUUGCUUCUUGUAUUUUGGUGCCUUUCCUCAAGGAUUUGAUAUCCCCGCUUGGAAAUUGAUUCGACUCUGGAUUGCUGAGGGACUCAUAAUGUCCAAGUUGUCGGGCAACGAAAUUGAAGAGAUAGCAGAGUAUUAUCUCAAUGACUUUGCCAACAGGAACUUAGUGAUGGUUAUGGGAAAGAGGUCUAACGGUCGAAUAAAAACUUGUCGUGUUCACGACAUGUUACAUGAGUUUUGCGUUGAAGAGGCUACUAGAUUGACUCUUUUCAAACAAGUAUGUCUCACAUCUGAUCAAGACAUACAAAACUCAAUUACUUGUCGUCGAGUGUCUAUUCAAUCAUCUGUUCCUCAAAAUUUCAUCUCAAAAAAGACAGUUGAAGAACAUGUUCGGUCAUUGUUAUGUUUUUCCUCAAAACAAAAACAAGUUGACUUUUCUAACAUCGACGUCAAACACAUCCCUAACGCAUUUCCACUUAUGAGAGUCUUAGACAUUGAAUCCCUCAAGUUUAGUAUUCCCAGGGAAUUUUACCAGCUAUUGCACUUGAGGUAUAUUGCUAUCUCAGGUGAUUUCAAGGAACUUCCUAAACUCUUCACUUCUUUCUGUAAUGCACAAACUCUUAUUCUGAAUACUUCCAAGCCCACCCUUGAUAUAAAAGCUGACAUAUGGAACAUGCCACGUUUACGCCAUCUGCGCACCAACAAACCUGCAAUCUUACCACCCCCUACAUGUAGUAGUAGUAGUACAAAUUCUUGUUUAUUGCAAACUCUAUCUCUGGUUACACCAGAAAGCUGCAAGGGAAAUGUUCUUUCAAAGGCUGGUAAUGUCAAAAAAUUGAAUAUUGAAGGUAAUUUGACGCCUUUUCUUGAAACUAGCAAGAGUGAAUUUUUCAGCAAUUUUCAAGUGCUAAAGCUCCUGGAAAGUUUAACACUGCUAAACGAUGAUAAGAGUAAUAAAUCUCUUCACCUUCCGUCAGCAUUCUCUGAAUGUUUACCAAAUUUGAAGAAGUUAACUCUAUCAAAAACAAGGUUUGACUGGAACCAGGCAUAUAGAUUGGGGCAGGUGAAAAAUCUCCAGGUCCUAAAAUUGAAAGAAAAUGCAUUCACAGGGCCGUCCUGGAAGAUGGAGCCGGGAGGUUUCAAGAAACUUCUGGUCUUGUGGAUUGAAAUGGCAGAUUUCGUGUCGUGGGAGGCAUCAAACUGUCCCUUCCCAAGACUUAGGAGCCUUGUCCUGAUCUCCUGUCUUAAUCUUGAGGCUGUGCCACUUGAGCUUGCCGAUUUGGAUAACCUUCAAGAGAUGACACUGGACAACACAAGCAAAGCAAGCGAAUCUGCAAGAGAAAUAGAACGCGAGAAAAAGAAGAAGCAAGCUGAUCCAGAAAGCGGCAAAUUCAAGGUCACUAUUCCCUACUGA